AGCAGCUCCAGCAGCUCCAGCUCCAGCGUGAGCGUGAGCGUCCUGGGCUGGGAGCAAGUGCAGCGUCUGGACGCCAUCCUGACGGAGACCAUCCCCAUCCACGGCCGGGGGAACUUCCCCACCCUGGAGAUGCAGCCGCGCCAGAUCGUGAAGGUGGUGCGCAGCAGGAUGGAGGAGAAGCGCAUCCACGUCCGGGACGUGCGGCUCAACGGCUCCGCGGCCAGCCACGUCCUGCACGACGACAGCGGCCUGGGCUUCAAGGACCUGGACCUCAUAUUUUGCGCUGACAUGAGAGGUGAAAAUGAUUUCCAGACUGUGAAAGACAUAGUUUUGGACUGUCUUCUGGAUUUUUUACCCGACUGUGUGAAUAAGGAGAAAAUAACCCCGUUGACUCUAAAGGAAGCGUAUGUGCAGAAGAUGGUGAAAGUGUGCAACGACUCGGACCGCUGGAGCCUCAUCUCCCUCUCCAACAACCGCGGGAAGAACGUGGAGCUGAAGUUCGUGGACUCCCUCCGGCGGCAGUUUGAGUUCAGCGUGGACUCCUUUCAGAUCAAACUGGACUCCCUGCUGCUGUUCUACGAGUGCUCGGAGAACCCCAUGGCCCAGACCUUCCACCCCACCAUCGUGGGCGAGAGCGUGUUCGGGGACUUCGGCCAGGCCCUGGACCACCUACGUCACAAGGUCAUCUGCACGCGGAACCCGGAGGAGAUCCGCGGCGGGGGCCUGCUCAAGUACUGUCACCUGCUGGUGAGGGGCUUCCGGGCGGCGUCCGAGUCCGAGAUGAAGUCCCUGCAGCGCUACAUGUGCUCGCGCUUCUUCAUUGACUUCCCCGACAUCGGCGAGCAGCAGCGCAAGCUGGAGUCCUACCUGCAGAACCACUUUGUGGGCCUGGAAGACCGCAAGUACGACUACCUGAUGACGCUGCACGGAGUGGUGAACGAGAGCACGGUGUGCCUGAUGGGUCACGAGAGGCGGCAGACCCUGGGGCUCAUCGCCAUGCUGGCAGUGCGCGUCCUCGCCGAGCAGAACGUCAUCCCCAAUGUGGCUAAUGUUACCUGUUACUACCAACCUGCUCCUUAUGUGGCAGACGGCAACUUCAGUAACUACUACAUAGCGCAGGUGCAGCCGGUGUUUGCCUGCCAGCAGCACGCGUACUCCACCUGGCUGCAGUGUAACUGAGUCCGGCCCAGAGCCCGGAGGAGGAGAGCAGGAGGAGCGAGCGGCCACAUUAGAGCUUACACAGAGAGGAGUUUAUUGUUUUGCAUCAAAGCUUCUGUCUUUAGUUCAUACGUUGAGUAUGAAACCCAGAACAGCCGGCUUUCCCUUUAAGUGCGCGUUUUAAUGUGAAUCCCGCGCAGUUUCACCUGAUCCUGCCCAGGCCUAUAGACGAGGCUUGGAAAAGACUUAAUUAGCUUUGGAAGCGACGGCUCUAAUGCAGACGUGUGUUUUGCGUCGAGUGUGAGCAGCAGAACUCCAGACUCGCCGAAUCUGUCACAAACGGACUCGCCAGCAUGUUUCCGCUGCCGACUGAACGGCUGCAUCAGUGUCCUGAGGCUGACAGCGCCUUCAGCACAGCUUUCAGGGUGUUUCACUCAGUGCCCACACACACACACACACACACACACACACACACACACACACACACACACAUGCACGCACACACGCACGCACACACAUAACGCAGUUCUCAGCAUUUUGCUCCACAUAUAGAUCGGAUGUCAAUCUGACGUCUCAGCCUUGCAGUUUGGAUAUAAAUCUUUUUGUUUACAGACCAAAGAUUUCUUUAGUUUUUUGGGGAUAGUUUCUAAUGUAAAAAGCCAAUUUUGAUCGGGGAAGGGGAUGAAGCAGACUAUGAAGCUAUUGUAAUAUCUAUUUGUAUAUGUGAGCAUAUAUAUAUAUACAUAUAUGUGUAUAUGUAUAUGUUUGUGUUUAUAAGUGCCUAUUGCUUCUCAGCAGUCAGACGAAACAAUGAUCAGGCCACGUGACUCUGUCUGUCAUCAAGACACAAGACAGUGUCACCCCGAAGGCUUGUGAAUGUAUAUGUGAAAUCAAGCACGGUCAGUGUUCCCACAUUGAAAAAAGAGCACCGUGGGCUGGUGUGGAUUUUUGCAUUAAAGUAGCAGUCAGUCAUGUGAUUGAGUAUUUGCAAUGUUUACAAUCUUCAUGUGAAUAUUUGGUAAUCCAAGAUGUUAUCCUCUCCAACUGAUGUCUUUUUUGAGUACUGUCAGAGCCAUUUUGAGAGGAGGCGGAUAAGCAUUGAGGAUAAUCAGCCGACGACAAAACUUAAACACAACAUUUGUUGUAUAUUUUGUACAGCCAAGGCCCGCUUUUGCUCAUCCAAGAAUAGCAGAUAAGAGAGUCGGAGAGGCAAGACAGAGAGGGUCCAGAGCGCGCUGCUGUGUGUGGUCCCCCAAUGCCUCGUCCCGCAGACGUACUGUAGGAUAUUUGCAGAGACGCUUCAAGAUGAUGGGAGUUUGAUGUAGCACCCUGGCAGGGAAUUCCUCAGCUGCCACUGAAGAGCGUGAACUCAGCCGGGGUCGGUUCAUGCUUCAGGAAAUGAUGUGCCAAACACUUUGGUGGCCCCGUUGAGCGCCCUGAGCUUUAAUAAAUCAAUUUUGCAGAUGUACAUGCUUUGCUGACAAAAAAGGGAAAAAUAAUACAGACAGAGAGAGAAAGAGAGAGGGAGAGAAAGCAGGACGAGGAGGGAACAAACAAGUGAGAGAGAAGACAGUGAUUAAAAAGGAGAGAGGAGAGGGAUCAGCCUGGAGAGAUGGGUGCAGCUGGUGAUGGGGUUGAUCUCACUUGGGCUGCCCUGCCUUAAGCUCUCAUUAAAACUUUUUGCAGCUUGUUUAUAUUCGUUGGGAAAACCAAAAUGUUCAAUUAUCAGCAUUUGCUUUCUGUUUUUAUUUCUGAAUGUUGACUAGAAGACAAAAAAAUGAGUGGAAACUGAAGAUAUUGCAUUUUUCACAAACCAGCUGCAGAAGACUUCAAGUUGCAACUUGUGUUUCAUCAGCUAGCUAGCUUCAUCCAUGCUUAUUAGUGAUUUCAUAUAUAUAUGUAUGUGUAUGUAUGUAUGUAUAUAUAUAUAUACACAGAAAUAUAUAUAUUUAUAUGAAAUAUGUCACAAAAUGCAGGUUUAGCUGGUUGGCUAGCAUCUAGCAUCAAGUAAAUGUAGCAACAAGCUCUUGCUGAAAACGUUUCCUUGCUCUCUUUUGCGUCUUUCUUAUUAUCACUGCUCUCUUGAGUCGUUUCCUCUCAAUGACUGUCCACAUUGAGGGAUGUAAAGGUGAUGUUUUGUGAGUUUAUGAAGUCUGAACAGCUGACUAGUUAGUUAGCUCCAGUCUGUAAACUAGUGUUUUCGUGCCUCCCAGUUAGAAGUUGUGGGUUGCUGCAUCGUCUUGUACGUAUUGUCUCAAAUAUCUGUUGUUGGUUUUUUUUUUGUUCAUGUAGUCUUUUACAAAUCACACUUAAGAAAAAAAAAUCCUUGACAUGUAUGUAUAUUUUUUAUGAUUGUUAUUUUUUUAUAAAUAUACCAGACAUUGCAGAUGUUGCAGUGGUUUUGAAUCUGUGAUUGGGCUUCAAAAGGAUAUGUUGUCGAUAGCUUUUUUUUUUUUUUUUUUUUUUUUUUUGCUAUGUUUUGUUAUGUGUCCAAAUGGGUCAAAAGGUUGAAGAUGUUUUCCUCAAUAAAAUAUAGGACA
This is a messenger RNA of Cololabis saira (Pacific saury), 3698 nucleotides long. RefSeq names its product terminal nucleotidyltransferase 5Aa (gene tent5aa). NCBI's taxonomy places the organism in Eukaryota, Metazoa, Chordata, Actinopteri, Beloniformes, Belonidae. Gene Ontology annotation, biological process: mRNA stabilization. Gene Ontology annotation, molecular function: RNA binding; poly(A) RNA polymerase activity. The annotation marks the transcript as partial. The transcript is spliced from 2 exons. The record is from RefSeq and is a predicted model, not a curated record.